UUUAAUUGCACAAGGAUAGCAUUCACUUUUUCUUAAGGAUAGCGUUAAUUUAGUUAGCUUUAAUCACCAAGUGUCCGCUUAGAAUAAUGUUUACAGGAAACCCGUCGAUUCGAGAGUGCAAAGCUACUUAAGGUUGCAAUAACAGAGGCAAUUAACCCUGCCACAAUAAGAUGGCAGCCUCACAGACAGGUUUGUCUGCAAGUGUAUCAACAGCAAAAACUGAUCAAUCUGAGGAUAAUGAGGCUAAGGAAGAUCAGAAAACACACACUCAAAGUGCUGAAACAAAAGAGCAUGGCUCAGAAUCUACAUAUCACGAAAACCCUAACCAGGAGUCAAAGAAUGUCAAUACACCGGAAAACAAAGAAACUGGGCUAGAAGAAAAAUUGACCAGUGAAGAUAAUAAGGAGACUACCAAGUUAGGUGAAAUGGAAUCUAAGUCACUAUCAGAAGUUCAUGAUACGAAAGCCAGUACAGAUCUUGACAGUGAUGACAGAAAGUUAGUAGGUGAUAACCGUAGCAAAACAAAAUCAGUUGGAGGUGGUGAAACUAUAAAAGAAGCUGAAAGUUCAGAAAGUAAGACAGCCCUCAGCUUAGAGACCACAAAGGAUGACAGUGAGGAAGCAUCUGUGUCAGCAAGGAAUAUAGAAAGCAAGGAGACAGAGGAUGAUACAAAGAAGAUUCCAGAUGACAAACAUUCAGAAAAGGAGGUGGGCGAGGAUCCCAAAGACAGCCCAGCAGGGAUUUCAGAUGGUAAGACAGAGAGAACUGUUGGUGCAGAAAAGAGUUCUGAAACCCCAGGAGAUAAAGGGGGAGAGGAUACUGCACCUAGUAAAGAUGAUGGAAUAAAGAGUGACAUACAGAAUGUUGCUGCAGAUGAAGACACAGUUAGCAAAGAUGCAGGGGUAGCUGUAGGAACUGAAAGUCAAAUCACGGAAAAUCCAGAGAAUAAGGGAGCUGAUAAUGUUGUGGGUAUGGCAGAUGACAAAGAUGAGGUGUGUGCAAAGAAAAGCGAUGACACAUCUGCAGCUGAUAAUAAAGAAGCCACUGAACAGACAAAAGAGGACAAGAAUGAACCUGGCAAGGAGCCUGAUGCAGAGCCAGAAGAACCCCUAGUACCUAAAAUUCCAAAUGGUGUUGCUUCGAAAGGUAAAGGCAGACGCAAAGGGACUCCAAAGAGAGCAGUACCAGAUGAUACACCCGAACCAUCUACAUCGUCUGCUGAAACAAAAUCUACACGAACACAACCAGCUAAGAAGGAAACUGCACAGCCAUCAUCUAAAAAGCGAAAGGCACCAGAAGAACAACGUGCACAACCGACAAGGCGCAGCAAACGCAGGAAGGUCCACGGCUGGGGAGCAAAGCGCAAAACCAGAUCUCUUAGAGAUCAAUGAUAUGUGGAGGAGUCGAGUGCUCACGCAUCGGAUGACAGUGAGCCGACUGACAGUGAAAAGGACACUGAAACAACCUCAGAUGUAUCAAUGACUGGCACUUCUCAGAAAACCUUGUGAGAGCACUGGAUGUACUAAAUUUUAGGUUGCAACUGUGUCAGAUGGCUGAUAAAGAUGUGGAUGUUGUAAUUGGCAAUGAGUAAGUGGUGAACCAAUAUGAAUGGGUAUGGCGGGACUAAAAAGUGAAACUGAACUGAAGCCACAAAGGAAGCUUCUGAAGAAAGCAGAGUAUCAAACCAUGUCUUUAGUAUUUACAUUUCAAUGUUCUGAAGAUUUAUUUGUGUACUGUGAAGAAAGUUGUGUCUGAAGAUGGCUGGUGACACUUUAGCCAGAGGUUCCACAUUUUUGUUUGAAUUUUAUGAAAGUUAAAUAAUAUUUUUUCUGUCUGAAGAUGACAGGUAUAGAGAGUCGGUGAUGAUGACAGGUAGAUACAUUCGGUGAUAACUUCUUACAUGCAAAUAUUUACUAUACUUCCUAGGUGGCAGUAAACUGUGUACAGGGCGUAACUAAGUUCCCUUUACAGACUUUGAGGACAGGUUCUUUACACUAAAAAGUCUAGUAUGCAUGGGCUCUAAGGUGCAUACUUUAGAAGCUAUGAACACUUUUUCAUUUUCAAUACUAUGAAAAAUGUCUCUGAUACUGCAAGGUCUUUGCUUUUCAUAUUUUAAGACGAGGUAGAAUGGACCAGAACAUUAGAAAACAAUUUCAGCAAACAUAGAUUGUAAAAUGCAUACCGUAAGAGCUAUGUGCACACUUUUUCAUCUUCACUACUGUGACACAUUUCUUCUAUUGAACAAGUGCCCAGAGCUCUUAAUAGGCAUGAUAGAGCCCAUGUUUACUCGACUUUAUUAUUUUGGUAUAAGGAACCUGCCCUCGAGGACUGUAAAGGGAAUUUAGUUACACCCUGUAUAUUUUUACCCCUCAUCUUUUAUUUGUCUUGCUAUAUCUCAUUUGGCCCAUAGUCAUCAAUGACUUAAUUGCCUAACUUUUGAAUAGCUGAGCUACAGCCCUCCAUUUCAUUGGGCAGUCAAGUCAUCUGUCACCUGGUACGUAUAAAUUUGGAUCAUGUUUAUAUAGUUGAAUGUUUUCAUUUGAUUUCACUAACAAUAGAUUUACGGAAGACGAACAUUAUUGAUGUAUCUGUAAUGCUGUUAAGAACUACAGCUAAUUUAUCAAUAUAUUGAAUGUUGUAAUUGGAAAAUUGUGAAGAUAUAUGUGCAAAAUAUAAAGAAAUUAUUUCUGUGUGUAUAAUGCUGACAAGUAUAGCAGCCACUCCAUGUAUUUAAAUGUUUUAAUGUGAAUUUUGUGAGAAUGUAACUGUGAAGUAGUCAAAACUCCAGCUGUUUCUGCACAUUUGUUUGUGUCACUUUUGAAAGACUGUUUUACUGUUCUAUAAGAGCAUCAAGUUUAGUUACAUAGCCAUGCAUUAUUGUGACAUAUAUGAAAAUCACCAUUUCAGUGUAACAGCAUUGAAGAAUUGAAUGUCUUACAGUUGUACAAAAAUGUACAUAAUAUCUGUGGGUAAGAAAUUUGCUGUCAGCUGUGACUAACGUAAUAAUGCAGCCAUCAUUUGAGUUCAAGACAGUAAGGAAAUGAAAUAUUACUUUAAGAGUAUAGUUUUUCGCAGCAGCAGGAUAUAAUUUGGCCUGCUGAAAUGUAAUCACCAGGUGAUGAAGUUGAUCGCUAGAGAUGGACAAAUAUGAUGCAACAGAAAUUCAAGGUGAAGCAUUUAUUUGUUUAGUAACCAACGGCAUUGCUUUGCUGGCGCGACUGGUUCCUGCCCCAGUGACCAGCAAGCAACGUUGGCCCCUGUCAGUACCUGGAUGGGUGACUGUAAACACCCCCCCCCCCUCUCCGUUUAGUGGCUGGCAGCCAAUUCCAAAUUCCUAAUAAGUAAAGUGUUACCAAUUGUGAUUUAGUUAUUAAAAUUAUUUGUGUGGCCAAAUGACGUUUACUGAAGUAUCAGAUUUGUCCUCUCAAUUUUGGAUUUCUCUGUAAGGGAAAGGCUUGGUACUAAUCUGAUGGUGAAUAUCCCAUGAAAACUGUUUUGUGUUGGAACUUUGUACUUCAGGACGUUAUAUGUACUUUGCUUCCCCUGAACUACUUAAUCUCACUGAUUUAUUUAUUCGUAUGGCAUCUGAUUCACUUUAAGACCACAUCAUGUUGUAGAGCUCUGCCAAAUGUGAUGUCACUUAUGGGCUGGUAGGUGGAACCUUAAGCAACUGGUGUGGUACAACAAAGCAAGGGAGUAGUAUUUUCAUUUAUAAAUUCUCACCUGAUUUCAUUUUAAUUACAGCAAAGUGAAGAUUUUACAGGUUUCUCAGAUGUCUACUGUAGUGAAUGACCAAUUCAUUGUUUAUUGUAUUCUGUGUUCAAAAAGUAGCUUUUAGAAGAUAUUCAUUAUUUCUGUCAUGAUUGAUUGGUGGUGUUAAUGUCAAAGGUGCUUCAGAGAACAACUAAAAUCGUUUUGUAAACAAUGACUGUGUUUUAUUAAAUGGGCAUUGAAGGUUUUGAAGAACUAACAGUUGUUUGAGAAGAUAAAACCAUGCAUUCAUUGUGAAUUCAUUAGUUGUAUUUGAAGCAAAAGAAUCUGCUUUCAUUGAAAUGAUGAUUGAGAAGAUGCAAGAAUGUGGGUGGUGAAAUGAUAAUCAUUAUAAAAAAAAACAACACAUUUGCUACACAGUCCUUGGCUGAUGUCAGACUGUGCAAAUACAGAAAGUUAUUAGCAGAAAGAAAAUACAAAUUUGAAUUGUAAAGCUAUUUUUUUAAAAAAUAAUUCUAACUGUACACUGAAAGCAAGCUAAUUCAUGGAGUAACUAUUGUGAAACAUUUAUAUAUGAUGAUUUUCUCUACUUACUUUUCUUUAAUUGCUUUGAAUACCAAUUUCACUUUAUUUCACAAGUCUUAAAAUUAGAGUUUAAUUGUAUAUUUUUUUACGGCAGAAAUAGAUUAUAAAUUACUCAUUACAAUGUGUCAGUGAUGGAGAUGCCAGCUGAAACUCUUUCAAAAGGUGAUACUCGAUACAUAACUUUCCAGGUAGAACAAGCACAGCAAGCAACCACUAUAACCUGUAUGUAUCACAUAUUGACUGUGUGUUUUGUCUCGUAGCAGAAAUGGUCUGUCUCGGUGUUAAAUGUUUAAGAUAAAUACCAUUUAAGUUGCUUACAAAAUUGAUGUAUGCUAUUCCUAUGUUCAUAAUUUUGAUAUAUGUGAAAUAAACUAUAAAUGUAA
Messenger RNA from Schistocerca piceifrons (Central American locust), 4679 nucleotides. Its product is annotated as proteoglycan 4-like. The coding region runs from base 171 to 1391 and encodes 406 amino acids. Lineage: Eukaryota; Metazoa; Arthropoda; Insecta; Orthoptera; Acrididae. The transcript has 3 exons. The record is from RefSeq and is a predicted model, not a curated record.